GUGAUGAAUACUCAGUCUGAGGCCAUUCAUGCACAGUUCCAAACGCUUUCUUCUACCAUCAAGCAGGAACCACAAACUAAAUAAUCAGUUAGAACAAGAACUAACAGAUCUUUGGAAAGUGCACGGACUCAAAGUACAAAGACCAACAGAACAACAGGCAGAAAGCAGCUCUCUGUUAUCCACACUGACGUGAAGCUCCUGUUCCUGAGGCUGCUGAGGACAACUCCUGUCUGUUUUCCCGGUGAAGCCAACAAUGGAUGGAGUGGUGAAGCAGGGCCGGACGGGUCUCUGGUUCUGGUCCAUGUUCGGCUGCACUGCGCUGCUGACUCUUCUCCAGGUGACCAGUGUCUCCACCAGUCAGGAGCAGAUUCCCGAAGAGGUCUCUUAUCAGACCCUGAAGGUCACCGUACUGAGAGCACGCCUGCACACCUCUGCAGAUUACUUUUCAGAAUCAGACUGCUACGUCACUUUCUUCUUCCCAACGAAGACGGACAGGAAGUACCGCACCAGAACUGUGUCAAACACAAACCAGCCGAAGUGGAAUGAAACCUUUACCCUCCUGGUCCCCGUCCUGCUCAAAAAUGUUCUGGAGAUCCAGCUCCAUGAUGAGGAUCUCAUCACAUCUGACGACCUCAUUUCAACAGUCCUGUUUGACCUGGGAAACCUGCGAGUUGGGGAAAUGGAGACCAAGGUGUUUGAGUUGAACUCUGAGACAGAUGAAGAACUUGUGAUGGAGUUUGAGCUCAUCCAGAGUGACGAAACCCCUCAGGAGAAUGCCGGCAACAGCAUCAUAGAAAAUGAUGAAUUGCCUGAGAUUCACGAGACAGUCUCUUUUCGGACCCUGAAGGUCACCGUACUGAGAGCACGCCUGCACACCUCUGCAGAUUUCUUUUCAGAAUCCGACUGCUACGUCACUUUCUUCUUUCCAGUGGAGUCGGCCAGGAAGUACCGCACCAGAACUGUGUCAAACACAAACCAGCCGGAGUGGAAGGAAACCUUCACCCUCCGGGUCCCCGUCCUGCUCAAAAAUGUUCUGGAGAUCCAGGUCCAUGAUGAGGAUCCCGUCACAUCUGACGACCACAUUUCAACAGUCCUGUUUGACCUGGGAGACCUGCGUGUUGGGGAAAAGGAGACCAAGGUGUUUGAGUUGAACUCUGAGACAAAUGAUGAACUUGUGAUGGAGUUCGAGCCCGUCCAGAGUGACGAAACCCCUCAGGAGAACGUUGACAAUGGCAUCGUCAUGAUUCACAAGGAGAAGGUCUCUUAUUGGACCCUGAAGGUCUCCAUACUGAGAGCACGCCUGCACACCUCUGAAGAUCUCUUUUCAAAUUCAGACUGCUACGUCAUUUUCUUCCUUCCAACGGCAACAGCCAGGAAGCACCGCACCAGAACUGUGUCAAACACAAACCAGCCGGAGUGGAAGGAAACCUUCACCCUCCGGGUCCCCGUCCUGCUCAAGAAUGUUCUGGAGAUCCAGGUCCAUGAUGAGGAUCCCAUCACAUCUGACGACCACAUUUCAACAGUCCUGUUUGACCUGGGAAACCUGCCUGUUGGGGAAAAGGAGACCAAGGUGUUUGAGUUGAACUCUGAGACAGAUGAUGAGCUUGUCAUGGAGUUCGAGCUCAUUCAGAGUGAUGAAGCCCCUCAGGAGUACAUCAGCAACGGCAUCGUCAUGGCUGCCCCGCUCUCUGUGCUGCAGUUCAGCAUGAGGAACCAUCAGAACAGUGACUAUCUGAAAGACAGGAUCCUGAAGGUGAGAGGGGCUUAUGAUGAAACCCAGAGAUUCACUUCUGAGGGGACGGACCUGUGUUUCUACAUCAACCGAGACCUGGAGACUGAACUGGGAGUCCUGUCUGGUUCUGAUGAAGAUGAUGCUGAUGCUCCUCUGGAAUCUGCUCUCAACGUCCCGCCUCUCCCAGCUCGAUACUCAGGGACGGCCACUCUCACUAUUGACCAGAAAACUGUGGUAUUGGACCUAGAAGCACAGCAGAGCCAGGAGGAGCAUCUUGCCGUUCGGCUAGAUAAUGAGCUCCCGGCGCAGGAGAGAGAGUUCCUGAUGAAGAGGAAGGCCUUGGUGAUGAAGGCCCUGGAGAAGACUCUGUCCCUCACCUCUCCACUCGACCCCAAGAAGGUUCCAACUAUAGCAGUGGCAGGGUCAGGCGGAGGCUCUCGAGCAAUGACGGGCCUGCUGGGAAGCCUGAGGGGUCUGCAGGAAAUAGGGGUCCUGGAUGCUGUCACUUACCUUACUGGUGUUUCUGGAUCCACCUGGGCAUUGUCUGCUCUGUAUCGGGAGGCAAACUGGUCACAGCAGGACUUAAACAAAGUCAUCUCAGCUGAGAGAGAACAGCUGACAAAGAGCGUCCUGGACCUCUUCUCACCCGAGAGGCUGCGCUACUACAGAGAAGAGAUGGCAGAGAAAAAGGAGCAGGGACACAUUUCAUCCCUCACUGAUUUCGCCGGGCUGCUUUUUGAGCAAAUUAUAUUUGGAGAGAAAGUCGAGAGUACCGUGUCUGAGCAGCAGAUGGCAGUGAAUGAAGGUCAAAACCCUUUACCAAUCUACACUGCUGUCAAUAUAAAAGACGACCUACAGUUCAAUGGAAGUGAAGCUGAGUGGUAUGAAUUUACCCCCUAUGAGGUCGGCUUUCACAAGUAUGAAGUAUUUGUCCGAACUGAGAACUUUGGAAGCGAGUUCUUCCUUGGUUAUAUCAUCAACAAACUCCCUGAGCUCCGCAUCGCGUAUCUUCUUGGAAUAUGGGGUAGUGACUUUUCUUUAUCCAUCACUGAUCUAUGGAAGCGCUUCACAGGUCGUGAAGCUCCAUGGAGUGGCAAGUUUGUAGACCAAGUCAGCAUCACAGGUACAACAGAAACGGACUCUGAACCUUCUGGUCUGGACACGGUGGUCAUUGACCCUGUAUCAGAUGCGGCCGAAGACGUGUCUGACUUUCUGCGGGAUGAAAUAGUAAUUGCAAAGAUGUUCAACUUCAUGCGUGGAUUCUCCCUGCGCUGGAACUACACAGAAAACAGCAACUUCAACACGGACACAGACUUACAUCCUGAUUCUAUCCCGAGUCGCCUGACGCCCAGCGACGCCUUUCUGCACCCAGUGGAUGCCGGUCAUUCCAUCACACAGGGCUGUGUGCCGGUCCUGAGGCCAGAGAGAGACGUGGACGUCAUCAUAUCUAUUGGUUUCUCGUUGGACAGAGAACGCUUCCUGAAGGUCCUGGAGGACACCGCUGUGUACUGUAAAGAACAUGACAUCCCGUUCCCCGACGCAGACUUUGCCAGUCUGGAAAAGGAGCCAUUACAGGAGGUCUACGUCUUUGAGGAUGAGGAGAACCCCAAGGCUCCCAUCGUGAUGCAUUUCCCACUCAUCAACCUCUCAUAUCAACAAUAUAAAAAACCUGGUGUGAAACGAGAGACUGAGGAGGAAAUCCAGGCUGGGAAGGUGGAUGUGACCAGUGAUGAUACUCCAUACGCAACAAUCAACUUGGUCUACUCCCCGGAGGAUUAUGAUGCUCUCGGGGACUUGACCACCUACAACAUCUUAAACAACAAGGAGAAAAUCCAGGAGGUCCUCCGCAAGGCCCUGCAGAAGAAGGAGUCCAGUGUCUGAGUCCAGGACCAAGAAGAGCUCUUCACAUGAAACGGAAACACCCAAUGCUUUUUGUUCUGCAUCCAGUUGACGAAUCUACUGUGAUUUGGGUUGGAAAUAAGUGAAAUAUUAGUCUAAAUAAUCAUAUGAAGAAGUUUCUUGAUGAAUGAAAUUCAGUGUUGAGACAGUUUCCACAACGUGAUGCUCAUUAAUGACACAGAAUGCUGAAAGAGGGAAGCUGUGGUUGGAAUAUUAUAGUUAGCUUGUAGCAUGAUUGAGUUGGUUUGGGGAUUUGGGUUUUUUUCUUGAAUGAGACAUGAAGUUGUUGGAUGAUGUUUCAAAGUUCUUGUUAUUGAUGAAGAUGAUGUUAUGAAUCUAUUUAGCAGUUGUGGUUGAAAAUGUGUGUUUGUGAAGAAGGAUGAGGAACAUUUUAUUUAAUUGGACAUUUUCUUGGUUUGCUUCUUUUAUGCCAACUGUGGUUUCUAUUAAAGGCUCUGUCACUUUGACUGGACAAUGAACUCGUAAUCACACCACUUGUGAUUUAAAUGUUCCCUCAACACACCCUUUGCAUUAUCAACACUUCAUUUCUUCAUUAAAGACAUAAAAGUCUGGA
Molecule: messenger RNA, 4205 nt
Organism: Salarias fasciatus (jewelled blenny)
Lineage: Eukaryota; Metazoa; Chordata; Actinopteri; Blenniiformes; Blenniidae
Product: cytosolic phospholipase A2 zeta-like
Exons: 32
Coding region: 254-3613 (1119 amino acids)
Biological process (GO): glycerophospholipid catabolic process
Cellular component (GO): cytosol
Molecular function (GO): calcium-dependent phospholipid binding; calcium ion binding
Source: RefSeq, a predicted model, not a curated record